CACAGACAUACCAUACUCUAAUUACUAUCUUCAACCUUUUCUGCGAUCGCAUUCGAUAUCUUGGACCGACGGUCAGCUAGCUACAGAGGUGGAAACAGUAUCAUCCUUUACAAGUCGGCACCAUGCCACCAGGCACUGCCUCUGAAGCAGGCGCCCCUCCUUCUGUACCCUUGAGCUUCUCGAACAACUUUUGGGGACGAGAUGAUGCGGGAGUCGAUCCUCUCCUCACGCGUAUGCAAAGUGCCAAAACAACAUGCGACGAGCUCAAAGCUUUCUACACUGCGCGCGCAGCUCUUGAGGAAGACUACUCCAAAAAGCUACUAAGCCUUUCCAGAAAACCACUCGGAAGCGUCGAACAAGGAACAUUGCGUGCCAGCUUGGAUGUGGCAAGAGGAGAAACCGAGUCAAUGGGGAAGCAACAUGGCCUUAUUGCACAGCAAAUGAAAUCCGAAUUGGAAGAACCGCUGGCGGCCUUCGCAGGAGGUAUGAAAGAGCGUCGCAAGAUUGUACAGGCGGGGAUCGAGAAACUACUCAAGACCAAGCAAGCACAAACCGCUCAUGUCAACAAAGCUCGAGACAAAUACGAACAAGAUUGUUUGAGAAUAAAAGGCUAUCUGGCUCAGGGUCAUAUGGUGAUGGGACAAGAAGAGCGAAAGAACAAGGCCAAACUUGAAAAGACCCAGAUCAACAUGGCGGCCAACUCCAAUGAAUAUGAAGCUGCUGUGAAGGUACUCGAAGAGACGACCGGGCGAUGGAACAAAGAGUGGAAGGCAGCGUGCGACAAAUUUCAGGACCUCGAAGAAGAGCGACUGGACUUCACAAAGUCCUCUUUGUGGGCUUUUGCCAACAUCGCAUCGACUGUGUGUGUCUCGGAUGAUGCUUCAUGUGAAAAGGUCAGGCUCGCCCUCGAGAACACCGAGGUGGAAAAAGAUAUUGGUGCCUUCAUCAAAACCUGCGGGACCGGGCAGGAAAUCCCAGACCCACCCAAGUACAUCAACUUCUGUCGGGGGGAUAUUGACAAUCAGUCGGAGGUCUCUGAGGACGACAACUACUCCGUUGCCCAAUUUUCACGCACAACAAAUCCCGCGUUCAGAUCCUCCUCUCCCACUCAUUCGAACGGGACGAGAAGCACGCGCCACGAUACUCCUCAGCGAAUGUCCGAAGAACCGAUGAUCCCCAAUGAAGACGACAUGCCAACCCCAUCCAACAGCAAUAGCGGUCGUCCACCACCUCUCAACUACAAACAGUCAGGGGCGCAUGUACCUCCAAACUACUCACCAAGUCAACAUGGCGAUGUGCCACAAGUGCCACAUAAUCAGUACCCCACGGAUGGAAUGACCAUGUUUUGCCGAGCAGAUGCUUCAUCAGUGGCUGGAUCUGCUCUGUCUUCCAACACCAGACCCGAAAGUAGAGACAGCGAAAGCCAGUACUCGGCACCAAGUUCAUUCACCAGUGCUGACCCAAUGUCCGGCGCGUCUUCUCCUACCAAGAUUGCCCCUGUGAAUGGUGUCGAGAUGCCUGGAAUGGCCUCACCUGACAAGAGUGUGCAUAAGAAGAGAUCAGGAUUUUUCUCAAACAGUCCAUUCCGUCGGAAAUCCAGAAAAGACCUCGACCAUCCUGAAAUCAGCAAUGCACCAAGAUCCAGUACAUGGUCUUCAGAACAGGCGACAAGCGGCAGGAUAAAUCUCAAUCCCUCCGUAUCAAGCACCCACUCUAGUCCUGCAAAGUCUCCGAACAAACAGGGAGCAAGCUUCUUCAACCGUGCUGCAACGCUGCCCGAUGGCGAAGAGCCCGUCGAUCCUCGUGCCAAUUUCCAACUGAACGUGGGCAACAACGUGUUUGACGUUGCAAGCCCGGAUGGUCGAGAUUCCACCCCCAAAGCAAGCGUACAAAAUCGUCGCGGUCAAUUUAUGCCUCCACCUUCCGCGAUGGGAGAUGACGGCGGCCAUGACCCUAUUGCACAAGCCUUGGCAGAUCUUAAACGGACGUCAAAUGGCGUGGCAGGAAUGGCCAAACAGUCGAGCACUCGUGUCCCAGUCGAUCGAUACCACGGCGUAGCAACUCCAAACCCUGAUCAAGACCCAGCAGCACGUCCUGGCAUGAUGAGUGCUGAGAGUCAAGCACGAAUGGCAGCACAACGAGGAACUCCUCCUCCAGCCUAUGACUCGGCGGGAGGUCGAGCGCACAGUGCUCUCGGUGUACCACAACCGGCGCAUACUAAGAAAGAAAUGCUGAAUCGCACGGAGAUGUGGGGAACCGGAUCAGUCACAUCGGCUCCUAGAGGAGGUCAACCCAGACCCACGACCAGAGACGGAAGGCGGAGUCCAGGUCCAGGUAUGAGAGCAGCCAGCCCACAACCACAAGGCCAGUACCAGCAAAGAUCAAGAAGUCCUGCACCAGGUAUGAUCCCUCGUGCUGCAAGUCCACAGCCUCCGAGACAAGAUCCAUAUAUGCGCUCACGCAGUCCUGGUCCAGCAAUGAUGCAGCAAGGCGAUCCACAUUACCGUAGUGCUUCACCGAACCCCUACACCGCGACCGGCAGACCUCGGACACAAGGCUCAGCGUCCAGACAAGGCAGCGGCAUGGAAAUGCAGCUCAGUUCCUCUGACAUGGCACGAUAUGGCGGCUCUGGUGGCGGCAGUGCCCGAGCACGACAAUCGAUGAGACCAAACUCCAGCUUCGGUGGGGACAGGUACCCUGCGCCACAAGGCUACGACGGGCGUGAGUCAAGACAACGAGGCGGUUCGGACAUGGAGCUGAGGAAGGAGCGGAGCAAGAGUAUGGCAAACAUCCCCUUAAGGCCUGCGCAGGCGCAGGUUCUGCAUUAUGCACGCGCCAUGUACAGCUACACAGCGGCUAUUCCGGAGGAACUUACUUUCAGCAAAGGCGACAUUCUUGCGGUGUUGAGAUUGCAGGACGAUGGGUGGUGGGAGGCGGAAGUUCGUGAGAGUACGAUGGGGACGAGAUGUGGUGGUGCUGGGUUGGUGCCGAGCAAUUAUCUGCAGCGGUGUUGAUAACAUGCAAUAUGGUCUGGGUGUGGUUUUGCAGCCGCCAUUUGGAGCGAGCUGUCAGGAUAGUGCUUGGAGAUGGGGUAAAGUUUCUUCAACAUGGACCCGGGUUUGGGCUGGCAGAUGAGG
This is a messenger RNA of Exophiala viscosa, 3137 nucleotides long. RefSeq lists its product as uncharacterized. Lineage: Eukaryota; Fungi; Ascomycota; Eurotiomycetes; Chaetothyriales; Herpotrichiellaceae. Gene Ontology annotation, molecular function: protein binding; phospholipid binding. Gene Ontology annotation, cellular component: cell division site; mitotic actomyosin contractile ring, proximal layer; cytoplasmic side of plasma membrane. The transcript is spliced from 3 exons. Gene Ontology annotation, biological process: cytoskeleton organization. The record is from RefSeq and is a predicted model, not a curated record. Bases 123 to 3014 code for a protein of 963 amino acids.